AUGGAGUUGAGAAAUAAGAGCGGUACUUGGGAGAACAAUGGAACGAUGCAGAGAGUUUUAGGAGAGUGGGACGAAUCGCCGAAGUCGAGUGAGCUGCAGUCACAGAGGGCUUCCAUCAGCAGAGAUGCGGCCAUUCGGGCUGCUCGAGCCGGACCGCAGAUGUCGUUCCAGAAACAGCCAAACCCUCCGAGUCUAAUCCACAAAGACACCGCCGACGAUCCUUUUGUUGAGUGA
Cylicostephanus goldi is the source of this 234-nucleotide messenger RNA. NCBI's taxonomy places the organism in Eukaryota, Metazoa, Nematoda, Chromadorea, Rhabditida, Strongylidae. The record is from the annotation of a GenBank genome assembly.